AUUAGAAUAGGUCUCUCUAGUAUCUACGGUCAACGGAUGUACGCAUCCAUACUUUAUCGCGAUGAGGACAAUAUAUUUAUUGGAAAAUUAUAUUUGAAAAUAUCAGUUCACGGAUUUUCAAACCAUUUUCAGAUGAAAAGCGUUGGGAAAGAGGAACUUUGCAUUUAUGCAUUGCAUUCACACUUUGCCAAAUUUUAGCCACCAAAUACCGCUUUUGGGUGUUUGAAGAAGAAAAGUAAAAAGAAGUUACAGAGGAGCAGCUUCAUUUGUAGGUGCCGAACUUUCAACUUUGGCAUGGCUACCAAGGAGUCAAGCUCUGGCGCUGCUGGUGCUUCAACGGGCGGUACAAUCAAAAGGGUGCUCACGCAUGGUGGUCGAUACGUUCAAUACAAUGUCUACGGGAACUUGUUCGAGGUCUCCUCAAAGUACGUGCCUCCCAUUCGUCCAAUCGGUAGAGGCGCUUAUGGUAUUGUCUGUGCUGCUGUGAAUUCAGACACACAUCAGGAGGUUGCCAUAAAGAAGAUUGGUAAUGCAUUUGACAACAUAAUAGAUGCCAAGCGGACAUUGAGAGAAAUCAAGCUUCUUAGCCACAUGAACCAUGAAAAUGUUAUUUUCAUCAAGGACGUAAUACGACCACCAAAAAAGGAGGCCUUCAAUGAUGUGUACAUUGUAUAUGAACUAAUGGACACUGACCUUCAUCAGAUUAUUCGUUCUGACCAACCACUUACAGAUGAUCAUUGUCAGUACUUCUUAUACCAGCUGUUACGAGGACUGAAAUAUGUACACUCAGCCCAUGUUCUGCACCGUGAUCUCAAGCCAAGUAAUUUGCUUCUCAAUGCUAAUUGUGACCUUAAAAUUGGAGACUUUGGAUUGGCAAGGACAACUUCUGAAACAGACUUUAUGACUGAGUAUGUUGUCACCCGUUGGUACCGAGCACCAGAAUUGCUUCUUAAUUGUUCAGAGUACACUGCUGCUAUUGAUGUAUGGUCAGUUGGUUGCAUACUCGGUGAAAUUGUGACUAGAGAACCUUUGUUCCCCGGGAAAGACUAUGUUCACCAACUGAGGCUAAUUACAGAGUUACUGGGAUCACCCGAUGAUGCUAGCCUUGGAUUUCUCCGAAGUGAUAAUGCUCGAAGAUAUGUUAGGCAGCUUCCACAAUGCCGAAAGCAACAGCUUUCUUCUAGAUUCCCUAGAAUGUCUCCUGGGGCUUUGGAUCUGCUAGAAAAAAUGCUCGUCUUUGAUCCCAACAAACGCAUUACAGUUGAAGAGGCACUUUGUCACCCGUACAUGUCAACUCUUCAUGAUAUCAACGAUGAGCCUGUCUGCCCUAGGCCGUUCAGUUUUGAUUUUGAGCAACCAUCUUGUACUGAAGAACACAUCAAAGAGCUCAUCUGGAGGGAAACAGUCAAAUUCAACCCAGACCCAACCCAUUAGGAGAAUGCUUUGCACAUUCAGUGGAGAUGUAUUAAGGAAAACAAUUGCUUCCUCAAAGUAGUGUAUAAUUUAUCUCAUUUGCUGGAGUGGAUACAAUAGCCUCAGAUAUACAAGGAACUGUAAGACAUUUUGUCUAAGGGAACUGGGGUCCCACAGAAAUCAGGAAAAACCCCAAGUGAAUUGUGCAUUUGGUUCCUAAUACCUAUAUGAGCUGUUGGAUCUGGAAAGCGAAGUGAAGCCAGUUUGAUAGAAAAAAAAAUGUUGGAGCUUUUUCUCAUGAAUGUUAGGACAGGGUUUGGUACAAAAAAAAUGGAUGCUGUAUUGCAUGGAUCUGAAUAAUAUGAAGAUGUUUCUGUGUGUCUGUGUUGCUUAAA
Messenger RNA from Juglans microcarpa x Juglans regia, 1808 nucleotides. Its product is annotated as mitogen-activated protein kinase homolog MMK2-like. The record is from RefSeq and is a predicted model, not a curated record. Gene Ontology annotation, cellular component: nucleus; cytoplasm. The transcript has 6 exons. Gene Ontology annotation, molecular function: MAP kinase activity; ATP binding. Lineage: Eukaryota; Viridiplantae; Streptophyta; Magnoliopsida; Fagales; Juglandaceae. The coding region runs from base 295 to 1434 and encodes 379 amino acids. Gene Ontology annotation, biological process: protein phosphorylation; intracellular signal transduction.